AUGCUCGCUUUUGAAUCGCGUCUCUCCGCCAUCCUCCGAGACUACCGCUGCAUUCGGUGUCAAACCCAGGCGGCAUGGAUCUCCGUGCGGAACAAGAGCACGACACCCAGUUCGCAACCGCCUGCGAACAAUAAGCAGGAGGAUGUACAGCCUGUUGAACUUGACCGCCCAAUUGGCAUGCCCUAUCCUCCAUUGCCAGGGCAGAAUACGGGAAUUGACAGUCGGUCAUUGAGAGAACGCCGUGACGAUUUCGUGGACUACCAAAAACAUCUCCAGCGACGGAAGGAACUAACGAGACAAGUUGCGAAACCGUAUUUUAGAGAGUGGUCGAAUCUGCGAUACAACGAAGGCAAAACGUUCAAGUCGAAUCCACGAAUCUUUAAACAAGACAAAUCCCUAUUUUUCCCAAACCUCUACGGCACAACGCUAGCAUCGCCAUCCAAACCAAAAGAUACAACCGAUGUGCUGAAAGGGAAAGUCUCGGUUGUGAACCUCUUCUCGAGUCUAUGGGCAGAGCAACAAGUGGCCACAUUCACAAACCCAAAACAAAACCCAGAGCUGCAUAAGACACUCGCGGCCGAGUCGUCAACAGCCCAAAGGGUAGAUAUCAACCUGGAGGAAAACGCAAUGAAGGCAUGGCUGGUCAAACUGUUUAUGGGAAGCAUGCGCCGAAAACUGCCCGUAGAGCAACAUGAAAGAUAUUUCCUCGUUCAAAAGGGCAUGACGGAGACGAUUAAACUAUCUAUCGGAAUGCUGAACACAAAGGUUGGAUACGUAUAUCUUGUUGAUGAGUUUGGCCAUAUCCGUUGGGCUGGCAGUGGAUCUGCAGAACCGGGAGAGAAGGAAUCUCUGAAUGCGGGGCUUUUGAGACUGAUUGACGAGAGGAAGAGACGCUCAAGCGGAGAGGAUAAAUCAGUUCCGUCAAAACCAAGGGUAGUCUCAACGCCUAGGCUGGCGUGA
This is a messenger RNA of Talaromyces atroroseus, 960 nucleotides long. RefSeq lists its product as hypothetical. The coding region runs from base 1 to 960 and encodes 319 amino acids. The transcript is spliced from 2 exons. Gene Ontology annotation, cellular component: mitochondrial inner membrane. The record is from RefSeq and is a predicted model, not a curated record. NCBI's taxonomy places the organism in Eukaryota, Fungi, Ascomycota, Eurotiomycetes, Eurotiales, Trichocomaceae. Gene Ontology annotation, biological process: mitochondrial proton-transporting ATP synthase complex assembly.